UAUUUUUGUUUUGUAUUGGUUUUGUACUUUGAUCAAAAUUUUAAUUAUCUCUGUAAAUAUUAAUUGACUGCAACAAAGUCUCGUGAAAGUUCUGUAACUACUUACUUUAACAUUACUCAAGUCUCUCUGACACACUAUUAUUCAUUUUCGCACGACCGAAAGUGAAAUUUACUUUUCCCACCUUGCAGACAAUGCUAUCGAAUGGUGAUUUAGAAAGGCUAAUUGCAGAGAAAAGACGUGAGAUUGAGAAUGAGAAAAUUGUUCUUGGGCUAUCGCCGGCGGCGGACGCGAACAACUUGCCAGAUCAAGAAGAUAAGGAGAAUGCUCGCUCUCAGCCAGUCAAGAAGACAGCGAGGGUGACAGAGAAGGUGCUUGCCGAGCAUCAUGAGAACAAGGGCCAGGAGGAGUCACGGGCCUUGGACGAGAUACCUGCCGGAUUGGAGCGGUAUAUCAGGCGCUAUCUCGGCCUGCCAGUAAUGUUGAAGGCGGGCGAGUAUUCCCCCAACAACCCGCUGGUGAGGAGCGAGCGGGCGCCGGGCGACGUGCUGUUGGGCCUCGGAGAGUACGAGCGGCGAAGAAACACGCUGCGCAAGAUUCGGCAGCAGCAGUAUAGGGAGUACCUCGAUCAGCAAGCAAAGAUAAAACAAGAGGCCAAAGAACAAGCGGAGAGGGAACGCCGGGAGCGAGAAGAGAGGGAAAGAGAGAGAGAAGAGGAAAGGGAGAGAGUUCGGCAGCAGUUGGAGAGAGAUAACAUAGAGGAGCAGAGACGGGCGAGCGUGUGCUAUGUGCCUGUAGCUAGUACCACCACUACGUAUAGGAAUAAAGUGGACACCGGUGUACAGGUGGGCAUCGGAAGACCGCUGUCAGUCGCCGUACAGACAGAUGAUGCAGAACUAUACCCACCCUCCCCUUCUCCGCGGUGGAAGCUCAUGCAAGCAGAGCGCGAGCUGUCCCCGCGCAGCGUGCUGGAGCACGAGGCGACGGCCGCCGCCGCGCCGCCCGCCGGCCACGGGCGCGGCCGCCGGCGGAGCUACGGGGAUUAUGACGAGCGAUCACCGCCAGCGAUAAAGAGAUCGAGCCGCGACAAGCUGAUAUCUAACCUGCGACAUACCUACAUGCCUUCUAUAUUCGAUGCCGAGGCCAUACACACGAGGAAUCUUCUAGCGGAGAAGGAAGCGGCGGAGCGACGGCAGUUCUACCAACAAGAACUCAAGAAUCAGAUCCUCGAACAACAAAGAAUACGUGAAGAACGGAAAACUAGAGAGAAAAUGCUGGAACAAGCAGAGAUGAGACGCCUGGAGGAACAGUUGAGGAUGCUCAGGGUCGCCCAGGAGAGGGAGGUCGGGAAACAACGGGACAUUGCCACGGCGAUGAAUGAAAACGCGUCGGAAUUCGACAAGAAACGUUCGACACUGCAAAAAGAAAUCGACUACGAACAUCAGAAGCUUCUCCGAGCGACUACUCAGCCCAAACGGAACAUCCCCACGGCGAUAAGCGAUAACACUUUACUACCCAAAUUCUACCCUAAAGAGCGCUUACCUUACUCCACAAACAUUCCGGACACGUCAAUAUUCUCACCAAACUACGACGUCGAUAGUUAUUUAAGAAAAAAUUUGAACCCCAAAAACGAUUUUUCGUCCAAAUUAGACUUUAGUGAUAAAAACGUUAUUGUAGAAAAAGCCUUAGUACACGAACGUCCUAAAGAUAGGGGAGAUUCAAAAUUCGAAUGUAGGUUUUCGAAAAAUGUAGACGAAAACGAUGAGACGCCUAUACCAGUUUUGAGGCAUUCUCCCAAAGAGACUGUAAGUAGGAAUGAUGAUAGUACGAUUGAAGGGAUGCAAUUAGUAGAGAAUAAGUGGAAAGUGCCUGCAGUACAGAAGAAUAUAUUGAAAUCACAACCUAACGAUGAAGGGAAGAAUGUUAGUAUUUUAACGCAGUUGGGAUCUAUAAGGAGACAGCUACAACUAGAGCAGAUGAGGUUGGAUAAUAUGUUGACUAAAUGUGAUUGAACCUUCCAACGAUAUAUCGGCAGUCGAAGGACGUAUCUUAAACUUUUUAGGGUUACCACAUGGACGACGUUAUAAUAAUAAAAUAGAUUUUUGUUUAACCAUUAUACCACCGAACCCUCCUCCUGUCAUGUUGCUGCCAAUGCAAUCCGAUUUAGAAUUGGAUAAAUGAGUGAAAAUUAUGAUAAAAAAAAACUUUGAACAGCUGUUUCUCGAAAUGGCCUUUUGGCGCUAACCUAAUUUUGUCUGUCCAGUUUUCAUUGACGAUAGUGAGAAGAAACUUUCUGCAUUUUAAAGUUCACGUCAAUGCCGACUAGCCAACUAUGAUAUUGGCCAACUAGUCUGCUUUGCCGAAUAGUCGGAACAUCACUGAUUUAUAUUUACCAUUUUAAACAUACCGGUUUCGUGUGAGUGAACCAGUGAACCCUAACUAGCGUGUCGGGCAGAAUCUUUAGUUUUUUAUUAUUCAACAAUGCCAAAGUGAAAAGAAUUCUCUCGUAAUUUUAUUAUUUAUAAUAUUUUGUAAUAGUCUCAAUUUGUUUUAGCACGUUUUUAUUUUAAUAGUAAUUCUUAUUAAUUAUUAUAUUUUUCAUUUUUGAGAUGAUUAUAGUACAGGGAUAAGCAAACAAACAAUUGGUAUUAUAUAAUCAUUCUCAAAAUGUUUUUUUAAUGUAUUUUAUCUAUUGAUCAUCACUAAUUUAAGAGCCACGCUCUUGUCGGUGUAGCAUUCUGCAUGCUACUUUUCUAUGGAAAAUGAGCAGUGGUUUCCUGCCUUCCGCCAUGUAAUAAUAUAAUGAUAAAAUUAGUAGUAAUUAAUGUAGCGACACCAGCCGGGUCUGCAUGACAACCGCCCCGCGCGCGGCGCGAAUUAUAUUGAGCGCUUCGACCAAUAGAUAGAUAGCAUUCGUAUCGUUUAUUCGUUCAAGCGCUCGAUAUAAUUCGCGCCGAGCGCAGCGCGGUUGUCAUGCAGACCGGCUGAUGGGAGAAAUAGGCAGUUUUUAUCCCCAUUGGGAAUAUACUCGAGAGCUUCUGUUACGUUGUUAUGCAUAUUUUUUUAAUUAUUUGCAUGUUUACCGAAGCAAGGAAGGUGAUACAAACUGUUUUUCACUUUAAAAUCGAUUUGGUCAUCCCUUUCUUGCACUUUAUCUUGUUGUCUUUAUUUUUUAUUUGUUAGUGGUGCCAAAAUGUUCUACUACUCAAAUGCUACCUUUGUAAUGUAACCAAAUCGCUAACUAUAUCAAAAGUAAGAAGCUUGAAUGUCUUUGGUAGCUUAUCAAUACGCGGCCAGGACACUCCGUACGAAAAUUUCGUUCUUACCGUGUGCCGCGUUACUGCGUAAGUGUGAGGGAGACAAACAGUACGCACGCGCUCCCUUACUCCUUAACGGCUUUCGGCUAUUUAGACUAAAGUGAAAUCCAAAGGGGAUGAGAUACGAGUUGGUGCGGGACGAAGUGUCCGUUCUAUACGUAGUAUUAUUCUAUGCUACUAUCACAGAGCUCCGUUAAAUAUUGCGUUAUUAAUUUGACAGCUGUCGGAAUAAUAUAUGUCAACAACUUAGGAAUACAAAAGGUGGCCUUAUUGCUAAGGUAGCAAUUUCUUCCAGACAAACCUUUUUGUACUAGCUUCUAUACAGUCUUUCUGUCGUGCUAUCAAAUUAAUCAAGGUAAAUUUAACAAUGUAUACGCCACAUUGCCGAUACGAUCUAAUUGUAUUUUAAGUUAUACCUGUCUCAUUCUUAUCCGCCGAAAAGGAAAGGGACGGGUAAUCGACAGGCAUAAAAUUCUAAAGAAAUCUAAAACAACCCUCUAAAAAUUUUACAUUGGCUAGUAACCCGACAGAAUUAAUUUAACAGCACCCGUCAAACGGUUCGCAUACCAGCGAGAUACCUAUUUAAUUCGCCUGGAUUAUUCAUUCGUUAAGGCGGAUAAGAAAAUGACAAGUAUAACAGAAAAUAAAAUGAGAUGGUGUCUAAAGAAAUUAGCACCGAUGUAGUUAUAAAAAUGUAACGUAUCAAAUACGCACAUUGUAUAAGGAACGAAAGACUGUAGGACAAAAGUCGAGCUUGGGAAGUGAGAUUAGAAUAGAUAAGCUAAAAGUUGUCUUUAUAAAUUAGCUAAUUAGGUAUAUUUUUACAAUUUCAUGCUUUAAGCUUAAGAGUAAAUGUCUAAUUUUGCUACUAAUGUGGGACCUUAUUUUUUAUGCGCUCGUCUUCAACUCGCGUGCGUAAAUAUAUACCUGUCUCAUCUUGCAAAUAACAAGUUCUAAUGUGCUACUUGAAAUGGGUAUACAAGGUGUUAGUGACAUCGUAACGAAAACUUUGGAGGUGAUUCAAGACCACGAUACGAACGUGAGUUGAAACAAGCAAUUUAAAAAGGUCCCUGGUACCAUGAAAUCUUGUAUCGUUUUUAUUUGCCAAAACACAUAUUCUUGUAAGUUGUAUUAUUAGGUAUUGCAAUGGUUAUGUUCACUUUAGUCAGAGAAAAACUGUAUACGGAAUCAUUCGAUUUUAUAUUUUAACAUAACAUGCAUCCAAUAUAUUGUCCAUUAUUGUAUUGUAUAUCUACGAAAAUAGCCACAAUUAAUAAUUAAAUAAGUAACGUUGGCAACACUUAUGAAUAAUUAACAUAAUACGCGCCAUUUUUAAUCUUAUAGUUGUAAAAAAUAACGAAAAUUUUAAAAUUGUGAACUGUAAUGUAUUUGUUUCUUCCAAGACUCUUGAAGUGGAAUAUUUCUGUUUUUAUUAUUAAAAACAUUUUGUUGUA
Molecule: messenger RNA, 4768 nt
Organism: Pectinophora gossypiella (pink bollworm)
Lineage: Eukaryota; Metazoa; Arthropoda; Insecta; Lepidoptera; Gelechiidae
Product: RNA-binding protein 25-like
Exons: 10
Coding region: 192-2009 (605 amino acids)
Source: RefSeq, a predicted model, not a curated record